AUGAUAACUGCAUAUAUAAUUAAAGGAAUUUUGGCACCUUUGAUCUUAGUGAUCCUAUAUUCAAAUUCAAAGGCGUUACAAAAUUAGGAAUAAUAAUUAAGAAGCUUUUGGGAGAAUAUCUUUGGAGAAGUAUAUUAGAUUAGAAAGCAAACGUUUGUUAAAAAUUCAGCCUUCAAGCCUGAAUAUAAUGUAAAUCAAAUAAAAUAGUAGUUAGCAAUCUCGUUAUAAUGUGGCUGAAUCUCCUGUUUACUGUAAAAAGAGUGACUCAUAUAAAAUGACUCAUCCUGAUGUAGUAUUGUAGGAUUACUAUGUGUGGAGAGAUUAUCCCCCUUCUAAUUUACCAAAAAAGAUAACAUUAGAUAGAACAUUUGCAGUAUUAGAUAAAGUAAGUCCUACUAAGACUGCCUCAUACAAAUAUGAAAAUUAAUUGCCACUCUAACUUGGAUUUAUUUAUACAACUGUUUCUACAUUAUUCAACAACUAUAUUUGGGGCAAGGGAUUAGGAUGUGCAUUGCAAAAAUAUAGUCAUAUACCAGGAAAGAGUUCUGUGGCAAUGAAAAACUAAUUAAUUGACAAUUUUAUGAAGUACGUAAGAGAUUUUGAAAAGAAGAACAUCACUAAUCCAGAAUGUAAGAGGAAUGCAUCAUUCAUACCUGAGACAUAUAGAUUGAAUGAUGAGAAUGAUUGUAAGGCCUUCUUCGAAACAUUCAAAACAAGUGAUUAUUAGAAGAAAUUCAAAAAAUAUGGGCCAUAAUAUAUUUUGAAAACUAAUUAACAUAGAGGAGAAGGAAUUACAGUAUUGUUUGAAAAUGAGACAAAAGAGUUGUAAGAGGAAUAUAAUCAUGGAGAAGAAUGUGGAAAUAUCUCAAAAUAAGUAAUUGCUCAAAGAUAUAUAUCAAAUCCAUUUUUAUAUAAAGGACACAAGAUUGAAUUUAGAAUCUAUUAUACCAUUAUUUCAACAAAACCAGUCAUUGCAUAUUCAUAUUCAAGGUAAUUACUAUCUUUAUUCAUAUAAUAGAGCAUUAAUUAAAAGAUGUGCAAAGCCAUUUAGUGUCCAUUCCACUGAAAAGGGAGCACACGUUUGUAAUACAGCAAUUGUGAAAAACUUAGUGAAAACAGACAAAGAUGAUGAUGAGAUUGAAGAUGAAGAAUUCUUUAUCGAUUGGUAUCUGGAGGGACUAGAAGAUUUGUUAAUUAAAUAGGGAAGAGCCAAGAAAGGAUGGCUCCAAGCCUAUCUUUAUCCCAAGAUUCAUAGAUCUUUAAUACAUAUGACUAUAGCUACCUACCGUUCAUUUGCAAGAGAUAGCACGUACUCAUCUUUCUUUAUGUAGGUUUGGAGAGUUCUUUGCAGUUGAUUUUCUACUUGAUGAUAAUCUAGAUGUCUGGGUUUUAGAAGUCAAUUAUAACCCAUAAGUUCUGAGUGUUACUCCUGACAGAAUAAAGAGAAAUUAUAAGAUGUUAGAAGAUCAUUUCGAAUUGCAAUAUGCCUAUAUCAAGAGCAAAUUAUAUAGGUUGCAGUAACUUGGUAAAGCACUUUUGAAGAAAGAUGCCAAAUCUAUUCUUAAUCAACCUAAAUAAGUUGAAGAAUUGUUAAGAGAUAAACUAGAAUCCCAGUUUGAACUUAGUAAGGAUAACUUAUAUAUAAAAAUCAUGGAUGAAGGUUUACCAGGGACUUAGGCAUACACCAAUUUAAUAUCUAAAGAGUGUCUUAAAUGA
Messenger RNA from Paramecium octaurelia, 1716 nucleotides. The record is from the annotation of a GenBank genome assembly. NCBI's taxonomy places the organism in Eukaryota, Ciliophora, Oligohymenophorea, Peniculida, Parameciidae.